This is a messenger RNA of Colletes gigas, 1965 nucleotides long. It is a transcript of the gene Dbct, whose product is annotated as lipoamide acyltransferase component of branched-chain alpha-keto acid dehydrogenase complex, mitochondrial. Gene Ontology annotation, molecular function: acetyltransferase activity; lipoic acid binding. Gene Ontology annotation, cellular component: mitochondrion; cytoplasm. Lineage: Eukaryota; Metazoa; Arthropoda; Insecta; Hymenoptera; Colletidae. The transcript is spliced from 5 exons. Bases 114 to 1445 code for a protein of 443 amino acids. The record is from RefSeq and is a predicted model, not a curated record.
AGUUCUUCCCGACAGUCUUCACGCUACACGACGAUUUCCAGUUUUCUCGAUAGCUGCGUUGUUUCCUCUGGGAAAGAACAUUUACACUAAGAUCCAGGAACAAAUUCGACACGAUGGCUUUAACCUGGCGGUUCGUGGCUUUAGCGCGUUUGGGUAGGAAUGUACACGAUCAAAAAUGUCGAUUCCUUUCUGUAAGCUGCUUUCGAUGCGGAACCGUCGUUCCCUUCAAACUAUCGGAUAUCGGAGAAGGAAUUCGAGACGUCACUAUAAAAGAAUGGUUCGUGAAAGCAGGCGACCGGGUGUCUCAAUUCGAUAACAUUUGCGAGGUCCAAAGCGACAAAGCGUCUGUAACGAUUACUAGCCGUUACGACGGAUUAAUUAAGACCUUGCACUACAAAGUGGACGACGUGGCACUGAUAGGCGAUUCAUUACUGGAUAUCGAAUUGAACGACGAUAAUAAUGGGAAUACGGAAACCGAAAAGGUCGAAGACAAACCGCAGACGACGACAAAGCCUGAAAAUACGAACACCCUGGCGAGCGAGGGAAUGGAACACGCGGCGCUAAAUGGGGUAGAAAAAGCACUGGCUACUCCCGCGGUCAGGAGAAUAGCCAUGGAGAACAAUAUCAAGUUAAAGGACGUAGUUCCUACGGGCAAAGGUGGCAGGGUACUUAAGGAGGAUAUAUUGGCACACUUGGAAAAAAUUUCUGCUAGUUCCGCGGGAAAAAAGGUCGAGGAAAAAUCAACAAUCGGGAAAGUGAUGUCGAUAAAAGGCUAUAGCAAGCAUAUGUGGAAAACGAUGACGCAAUCCUUGAGCAUACCGCAUUUCGUGUACAGCGACGAGUGCAACAUUAAUGAAUUGAUGAAUUACCGAAACGAAGCAAAGGACUCCCUAAAGGAGCAAGGUGUCUCUUUAAGUCUGAUGCCUUUCUUUGUGAAGGCAGCCUCCAGAGCGUUGGAAAAAGUACCAAAUCUGAACGCGUGGCUCGACGAAGAUAAUCAAACGAUACGGGUUGUGGAAAACCAUAAUAUCGGUAUCGCUAUGGACACACCUGACGGUUUGGUGGUACCGAAUAUUAAAAACGUUCAAAACCUGAGCAUCCUGGAAAUCGCGAAGGAACUGAACAGGCUUCAGGAACUCGGGAGAAAAGCAUCGAUACCGCUUCAAGACUUAACAGACACGACAUUCUCGUUGUCGAAUAUUGGCGUCGUGGGUGGUACGUACACGAAACCGGUGAUCCUACCUCCACAAAUUGUGAUCGGUGCAUUUGGAAAAGUGCAAAAACUGCCGCGAUUCGACAAGAAAGAAAAUGUGAUAGCCGCGAAUAUAAUUUCGGUUAGCUGGGCUGCUGAUCAUCGAGUAGUGGACGGCGUCACCAUGGCAAGGUAUUCGAAUCUUUGGAAAUAUUACGUCGAAAAUCCUGUAUUCCUGUUGAUAGGAGCGUGAACACGUUUAUAUGUUCAACGAGAUAUACCGAUGAACUCAUUUGCUCAAUACGUGAGUCAUAUACGAUAUUUAUACACAUAUACGUAUAAUAAUUUUAACGGUUGAACAUUUUAUUAAUACAAAUUUUGGAGGGCUUAACGAAUCUAUAUAGUACAAUAAAAGUCUGAAAACAUUUUGUACGUAAAUAUUAAUUUAUUUAUUGCUGCACAACCAACUAGGACUUUUUGAUAAAGGUAAAAUAUCUUUUUUUUCUAACAUAUUCAAUGCAUUACAACUGUAUGGUAGUUAUUAUAUGGUGACCAGUCGAACUGUGAGCAGUUUUGUACAUUAAUCUAUACACAUUGUCAUACAAAUUAUUCGAAUGGAAGAUAUACAAAAACUAUGUUAAGGAAGUGGCUGUACCGAUUAAUAUCUUUGCGUAACGAUUGCUCUUUAUAAAAGAUUAUUUCAUCUUUGAAGCAUUAGAAUCGUUAUUAUAAGAUAAAAAUUCAGCAGAGAAAAGAAUUUGUAAGAGAAUCGU